AUGGAACUGGCGGCUCAGCUGGAGCUCCGUUUCCGUCUUUACGGCUAUGUCGGCUUUCUGGUGAUUAUUUGCAAUGCGUUGGCGUUGAUGGUGUUUUUAUCAAAACAAGACUUCCGCCAGAGGUUUCAGCUUUACAUAUUUUUAUGCUUUUCGGAAAUGCUAAAUGGACUCAGUUACGUUGCUUGUGGCUUCGGACGCAAUGCCUUGCUUCGAGAUGGCGAGUUCUUUGACGAAAUCUCGACGUCCGAAUGUCUUUUCACGAAACCGUGGCCCUUGCUGUUGUUACUGGCAGGAGUUUUCCCCGCCUCGGCCAACGCCAUUCUCAGCCUCGAGCGAUUUUUCGCGGUUUAUUGCUGUCACUCGUACAGAUCUUGGAGGCACCAUAGACAGAUACUGCUGCUAGCUGCUUUUAUUUAUUCAAUGGUGUUUUCUGGAAUUGGAGUCUGGACGGGUGUGACCUUUCCGGAGACGAACCCGGAUAAAAUGUGCGCAUUAACGGAUAGCGUUGGUAUCGUUUACGGGACGAUACACUUUACGGUUUGCUCCCUGAUAUACUUUAGCAGUUUCGCUGUUGUCAUCUACGUAUCGCUUGCGGUUCGACGGUUUCGGAAAAUGAACAAGUACGAGCGCCGUAUGCAACGUACAACUUUGGGAAUCACGCUGACGUCGGUAAUUUUCGUGGCAAUCCCCAGCUGCGUGAUGGUGCUCGACGCGUGGCAAUUGCCGAAAUUUUCGGAGCUUGUUAUUGGCUUCGCUUAUUCUCUCUACGGGCUACAGUCGUGUCUUUGCCUGCCUAAAACGGAUUCCACUGCCACAUCCGACGUGACCGGGCCGCCGGGCAUCCCGUCGGUGGCCUUCCCGCCGUUCGACGGGCUCGAUUGGUGGCGCGGAUGGCUCGAGCCGAAUAAUGGGACCCAUCACGCAAAUACAACUAUCGACGUCUUGUGCUCCAACUGCUUCAGCAAGUACGACCGGUUAGCAUGCGCCAGAUCAGCGUUCGUCUCCGUGCUGGCGUUGAUCUCGGCGCUGGUAGCGGUGAAGCGGAUCGUCGACCUGCAGCGCCGGAAUCCCUCACCAAUCCGCCUGCUCAUCUUCUUCCUCAUCUUCAUUCAGUGCAUGGCCGGCUCUUUCGAAUGGCUACUCGGCUGGACGACGCAAAUGGCGCUGUUCAUCACAUAUGCCAAGGCGAUCGAGCUGCUCGUGAUCUGCUACUUCUACCUCGACCUCGUCUCCAAGAUGAUGCACUGGAGUUCGGUGGCCGGGAAGAGGCUCUGCUUCUCGUCGUUGAUUUUGUUGUUCACCUACUUCACGCUCUUCCUCGUGAUGGGCUUCUUGCUGUCGAUCGAGCCGUGGACGGAUUGCCAUGCGCCGUAUUGGAUCUGGUUCUCAUGUGGCGAGUUCGUGACCGUGCAGCUGAUGGUCUUUUCAUUUUUGCUGAUCGUCAACCGGAUGAACCGGAUAUCCGCGUCGCCCAAUAUUCACAGAAGGCAACGACGGCAGCUAUUGACGCUUUUCUGGGUGUUCGAAACUUCCUGUCUGGCCGAUCUCAGCUACCACAUCUCGCUGUUUAUGCUGGCCGACGACGAGAAGGGCUGCUCGGGCAUAUUUGAGCACGACCAACUGCGCUACACCCUCCUGAAACUCCCCUACGACGUCGUCUCGUUCUUGAUGCCCGUGUGGGCGCUCCUCUACUUCUUCCGACCACAGAAGAAGGACGGCCUCGAGGAGCAGGGCAGUGAAGAGUCUCUAAUUCCCGCCCUGACGAGUGCCGCCGAAGUGACGGUGGUGCGGAAUUGGCGUCGAAGGUACCGGCCGCUCGUCCAAGACAACUCGGCCUACGUUCCGGUGCCAGAGCUACGACGAGUGGUUGCACAACGGGGGCGUCGCGAUCAUAACGCGUCCACGGGAGUGCGGCGUGUUUCUUCGGCCCCGCAGAUGGCCGAACGGCAACGCCGGAUCUCCAUCUCGCAUUCCUACAUCUCGUCAACGCUGUACUCAAUUCCGGAAGAGAUCCAACAGUUGCAAGCCGCCCGCGAGCAAGAUGACUAUAUGGUAGCCGCGUCCUAUGAUAACUUAUCGAUGGCCCCGCAGCUCGAGGACCGCGAA
Molecule: messenger RNA, 2106 nt
Organism: Mesorhabditis spiculigera
Lineage: Eukaryota; Metazoa; Nematoda; Chromadorea; Rhabditida; Rhabditidae
Source: the annotation of a GenBank genome assembly